This is a messenger RNA of Candoia aspera, 1744 nucleotides long. RefSeq names its product synaptotagmin-15-like. NCBI's taxonomy places the organism in Eukaryota, Metazoa, Chordata, Lepidosauria, Squamata, Candoiidae. The coding region runs from base 161 to 1222 and encodes 353 amino acids. The record is from RefSeq and is a predicted model, not a curated record. Gene Ontology annotation, biological process: cellular response to calcium ion; calcium ion-regulated exocytosis of neurotransmitter; synaptic vesicle endocytosis. The transcript is spliced from 6 exons. Gene Ontology annotation, cellular component: exocytic vesicle; plasma membrane. Gene Ontology annotation, molecular function: phosphatidylserine binding; calcium-dependent phospholipid binding; calcium ion binding.
AUGUCAGGCACCUUUUUAAUUUCCUUUGAUUUCAGUGGGGAGAAUUUAAGCUCCAAUUUCUUCCAUUUCAGUUGGAAGGAUUCCAGAUGCUCAACCUUGCCCGCAUUCUUUUCAGAGCAUUUAGAUUCCUGAUAUAUUUUUGUUUUCUGAAAGUAACUCAAUGCUGUGUUUGCCUUUGGACAGAGCAAGAAGUGUUCCUUUUAUUGUUCCACCCAAAUUUCAUCGGCAAGGGUGGACCGAUACGAUAAAUGGAGAACAAGUUCAAAAGGAGAAUGACUUUUAUGUUACGCCAGAUUCUGGGCCUCGAUCCUCUUUCCAUUCUUUAGCUGGAGCUUACCUCGUAGGGACCAUUAAUCCAGAGCUCUACCGGUUUCCCGAAGACAAGAGUGAGACGGACUUCCCAGAGGGAAAUAUUGGUCGGCUUUGGUUCUCGGUGGAAUACGAGAAAGAGUCAGAAAGGCUCCUGGUGUCCUUGAUCAAAGCCCGAAAACUGCAGCCUCCCUCCGGUUCCUGCAACCCCUUGGUGAAGAUCUACCUCCUACCUGAUGAGCGACGUUACUUGCAAUCUAAAACAAAACACAAAAAUCUCAAUCCCCAGUUUGACGAGAAUUUUGUUUUCCAGAUUUCCAGCAGUGUCUUGUUUCAAAGGACACUGAAGUUCUGUGUCUACCAUGUUGAUAAACAGAAGAAGCACAUUCUCCUGGGCCAAGUUAUCUUCCCCCUGAAAAAUGAAACCUUAGCUGAGGAUGGGAAAGUUGUUGUCUGGAGAGAUUUGGAACCAGAUACCCUGGAACCACCUUCUGAACAUGGCGACCUCCAGUUCUCCCUCAGCUACAAUGACUACCUGGCCCGUCUCACGGUGGUGGUGCUGAGAGCUCAAGGUUUAAAACUCCAGAAUGAAAAAAGUGCUGUUGAUGUGUUUGUCAGAGUGUCACUAAUGAACCACAAUCAGUUCAUCAAAAGCAAAAGGACCAGAGCAAUCAUUGGAUCCUCCAAUCCAUUAUACAAUGAGACUUUUAGCUUCCGGGUUGACCAGUUGGACCUCGAUGCUACCAGUCUGUGCUUGUCUGUUCUCCAAGGAGAUGAAACCUCCUCACUGGGCUGUGUGAUUGUUGGGCCCUUCAUGUACACCCGGGGGAAGGAACUAGAACAUUGGAAUGAGAUGAUCAGUAAACCCAAGGAGCUGGUGAAAAGAUGGCACUCACUGUCGCUUAGCAGCUGAAAGAUGGAGUGCUCUGCUGCUUUUCUUACAAGAGAGUUUAACGUUAUUAUCUCCACGAUGGGUCCGUCCGAGAUACUUCCUGCUUCAGUUCAUCACAGAAGUUCUGUGCCUCAGUGAUCAAUGGCAAGGAACAACAUCUCUAAGGAGGCUGGAUCUCAUUCUGAUCUCAUGCUAGUGGAUUAUUUCAAAUCUACUGAACUGCAAUGAGAAGAUUGUCUGAUCCUAAAAAUCAGAAGAACUCAUCAGUCACUGAGAAAUGUGUGCUGGCUGUAUUGCUACAUUUACCACAACUGACAUUUGAUGUGCUUAACCCCAAAGGUCUGUGAAUUACUAGAAUAAUGCAUCCUUAAGUAUAAUCCAGAACUGAAAUCAAGGAGUUUAAGAAUACCUACAACAGGGUGUUUUCUUUUUUUAAACCCCAGACCAAUUACUGUUUAUGAAGCCACAACCUUCAAGGGAAUCUUCUAAAAUGAUACUGCAGCAUUUCUGCUGAAAGCAUGGGCUAUUGAACAAAAUGGGAUA